Messenger RNA from Ostrinia furnacalis (Asian corn borer), 2176 nucleotides. RefSeq lists its product as uncharacterized. The coding region runs from base 917 to 2176 and encodes 419 amino acids. The record is from RefSeq and is a predicted model, not a curated record. The transcript has a single exon. Lineage: Eukaryota; Metazoa; Arthropoda; Insecta; Lepidoptera; Crambidae.
UCGGUUAAGGACAGAUUCUGUUUAGGACAGAUUCGGUUUACGACAGAUUCUCUAUACGACAGAUUCGUUUUAAGACGGAUUUUGUACAGUCAAGAAAAAAUGUUUUUUAUAACCAACGCAACGUCUCAUGAAAAUCCGUUUUUAACCGACUUCAAAAAGGGAGGAUAUUAUAAUAAUAGGUUCGGCUGUAACUGUAUGAAUGUUUUUUUUUUCUAUGUAUGUUCACCGAUUACUCCGUCAAUUGUGGACCGAAUUUCAAUUCUUUUUUUGUUUGACAGGGUACACUUCAAAGGUGGCCCCAUUGUCACCAAGUCAGGAUCUGAUGAUGGGAUCCUAGAGAAAUCGAGGGCAACCCUCAAAUUUUAUAGGCACGUACAUCGUACAUAUAUCGUUUUUCAUAUUGAUUCUAAAGUUAUUCAAGUAUAUGCGUCUGGUAGUCAUCACCUAAUAUUGACGAGGUGAUGAUGGAAGGUAAACCUCCUUAACGCUUAGGAGUUGGAGAAUAAUUAUUUAAAUAUUUUAGGUACGUAUGUACAUACAGUUGUAUUACUUCAGGGUUUUUAGGUAAGCUGAUGAUGAAAGGUCGAACUUCAAAACUAUAUAUAGAAUAACAAGGAGUAAUCAACUAAAAAGCAUGAAAUAAAUUAAUUUUAACAAAAAAAUUAGAACCGACUCCAAAAACCGGCACUAAAAAGUUGAAAAUAAAUACAUUAUUUAUUUAUUUAUUAGGACAAAUGAGUACUCUUUGGUUUAAUUAUGAUACUGGCUAUUUGAUUUGAAGAAGAUCGGUAUAUUGUGCAUAUUAAAAAUAUGACUGACAUUUUCAUGUCAAUUGAAAUAUUAUUUUUGAAUUGUCUGCGUUUUCAGAAAAUUAGUUCAAUAAAUAAUCAUCUUUGCUGAUACUAAAAAGUGUAUAAUGGAUUUGCCAGGUCCCAGUAGCGGGGAAGCUUCACUAAAAAUUAUUCAUGGUAAAAAAGGAAAACCUGUUAUAUUGCGAGCUGGUUACCGAUAUAAUUUUGUGCAGAAGAAUAAAAAUGGGACAACAAAUUGGAGAUGUUUUAAAAGAAAUGAAUGCAGUACGUCUAUUACGCUAAACGAUAGUAACGAUAUUAUAAAAGAAGGAAAGCACACUUGUGUUGCCGAUGAAAAAAGAAAUUUAAUAGACGGACUGAUGGAAGAUUGUAAAAAGAAAGUGUGCGAAAAUCUGGAACCUAUUCCAAAGAUCUAUGAAAAUUUUAUGGAGUCUGUAAAUUGUUUAGAAGAGCACGAUAAACCAAGGUUUGAAGAAAAAAAAGAUUUACUAUACAAAGCCCGAAAAGAUUAUCUAAAUUUAGACAAAACAACCAUAAAAAAUCUAAAAGAAUUGAAACUACCUCAUAGCCUUGUCGAGGACUUUUUUUUAUUUGAUGAAGGAUUAGAUGAUAAAAUAUUAAUAUUUGGAACGCCUUUGGCCAAGGAAUAUCUAAAAAAAUCGAAGUGUUACUACGGCGAUGGCACAUUUAAAGUAGCAUGCAGACUUUUUUACCAGUUGUACACCUUACAUAUCAAUUUAUCACAGGAUGACGAAAUGGUUAACUUUGUGCCCCUACUCUACAUACUUUUACCUAACAAAACACAAAACACCUAUGAAAGGUUAUUUUUAAUUUUACGGAACCAAUUCAAAGUCGUAAUUGAAAAAUACAGAUGCGAUUACGAAAUUGCAGUGAUCCAAGCCGUUAGAAUUAUUUAUCCAGAAGUGAAAAUUACAGGAUGCUAUUUUCAUUAUUGGAAGGCUUUAUUUAAAAACAGCACAAAAAUCGGGUUUGAUAAAAUAGAAGGUGGAAAUUACGUUACCAAACUUUAUAUGCAACUUGCUUUGCUUCCCCCAAUUUUGAUCCCUGAAGGUGUUUUAUCUAUACAACAUUUUGCCAAUGAAUCCGAAGAAUUUACGAAAUUUAACGAUUAUUUCACAAAACAAUGGUUGACAUUGAUAACGCAGGAAAUAUUCAGCUGCUAUAACCAAAGUUUCAGAACCAAUAAUUCAGUGGAGGGCUGGCAUGGCCGUCUGAGAAAACGGUUUCCUCUUAGACCACAAAUUUUUCACUUUAUCCAAUUAUUAAAAAAAGAAGCUAAGUUCCAAGAAAAAAAAAUAAUACGAUCAGAAACUUACUGCAAAAGCAAGCGGCGAAGUACNUGA